Molecule: messenger RNA, 1191 nt
Organism: Aspergillus affinis
Lineage: Eukaryota; Fungi; Ascomycota; Eurotiomycetes; Eurotiales; Aspergillaceae
Product: SKI complex subunit WD repeat protein SKI8
Exons: 6
Coding region: 1-1191 (396 amino acids)
Biological process (GO): translation
Cellular component (GO): large ribosomal subunit; Cdc73/Paf1 complex
Molecular function (GO): structural constituent of ribosome; protein binding
Source: RefSeq, a predicted model, not a curated record
AUGGCCUCCCCUACCAUGUCAAUCGCUGCCGUCCGAUGGUCUCGAGUUCUCCUGGGCUCCACCCCCGCCCUGAACCCCUGGAGGCCCGCUGCCUUCGCCUUGAAUGUCCCCGGCCUGCUCUCCGGCAUUUGGGAUUCCGUCCUCCGCGCCGUGCCCAAGAAGAAAACCUCGCACAUGAAGAAACGCCAUAGGCAAAUGGCAGGAAAGGCGUUGAAGGACGUGAAGAACCUUAAUACCUGCCCCGGGUGCGGUCAAAUCAAGCGCGCGCAUGUUCUAUGUCCGCACUGCGUUGCCACGCAUCCGAUUGACAUAUUCUCGUUGGCCGUAACCGAUAACCAAGUGUUGUCGGCGUCGGGGGCAUCUGCACUUAAAGUCCAUUCAACCACUGACCCCGAGUUUCCGCUUGUACAGUCAAUUGACGGAGCCCACAAGGCUGGAUGCCAUCAAGUGGUCACAAAUGGAAAUGGAUUAAGGGCAAUAAGCGUCGGCUUUAGUGGUGAAAUCAAGGUCUGGGGUUGUCACGAUGGAACUUGGUCACAAGAUGAGUCCGUCUCAGUUGGCAGCACAGGAUCAGCCGACGUCUGGGCCGUGUCUCUGUCGCAAGAUGGUCAAUAUCUCGCGGGCGUUAGCCAAGAUGGGCACAUUAAGGUCUGGGAUUUAAAGUCCAACGGUGAACAGAUACGUGACUAUGAGACCAAAGGGAGCUUUGGCACUUGCUUAGAUAUGUCUGCGGAUGGCCGCUUCAUAGCCAGUGGGCAUGAAAAUGGCAGCAUUUACAUCUUCAGUACAGAAACGGGUCGUAUGCCUUUCAGUUUGGCUGGGUUGGUCAAGCCCGUAAGGACCGUUGCGUUCUCUCCCGGCGGUAAGUUUCUCGCCGCCGCUGGAGAUUCUAAGAUCAUCGUCCUCUACGACACAUCAUCCGGCGAGCAGGUCGCUAACUUUUCGGGACACUCGGCCUGGGUCCUAUCGCUUUCCUGGAGCCUCACGGGAGAGUAUCUAUUGAGUGGUUCAUUCGACGGGAAAGUCAAAGUAUGGUCAAUUGAUACCAGGGCAUGUGUUGCAACCCACUGCGAGACCGAGAAGGCAAUUUGGAGCGUCAAGUGGGUCCCGAAGAUCGGGAGAUCAGAGGGGUUCGCAACUUGUGGUGCGAAUCGAAGCAUAGCAUUCUAUAGGGAGGCUACCGGAGGCUAA